CGGCUCUCGGGCGGAAGCGCCCGCGGCUGGCGGAAGGCUAGCGCGAGGGCUCUGCCGGCGAGGCCGGAAGCCCUUGUAGGCUGCGAGCACCGGCGGGAGGCGGGGCUGCGGGCCGCAGAGGACGCGGUGCGAUACUUGCAGCUCCCUUGGCGGCGCCGAGGUCCUCCUCAGCCUCUCGGGCGGCCGGGGGCGGGGCGGCGGCGUCCUGAGCUCUGCUGACUGCUCUUCCCUCAGGUCUCGUCUGCCUUAGCGGUUCCGAAACUAGCCUGCGCGGUGUAGGGAUGGACGAGGACAACCUGGAGACUGCCCUGCAGACCUACCGGGCUCAGCUCGGGCAGGUAGAGCUGGCUCUUGGUGCUGGCCUGGACGCCUCGGAACUGGCGGACCUGCGCCAGCUCCAGGGCGACCUGAAGGAACUGAUUGAGCUCACCGAGGCCAGCCUGUUGUCGGUCAGGAAGAGCAAGCUGCUGGCUACAGUGGACCAGGAGCACCAAGCAGAGGAGGAUGCUGAGUACUUGGCUUUCCAGAAGGCUGUGGCGGAGGAAGGGGAGGCGCCCGUCGCCCCCGGGGAUGAUUCGGAGACGGUCUCUGGGAGCGAGGUGCGGCCGGGACCCACCUCCCCUGCACAGGAGGAAGCCGUGGAGGAUCCGGAUCAGGAGGAGCUGAGCGGCGCUAAAGUGAAUGCCCCUUACCACAGCGCGUGGGGCACGCUAGAGUAUCACAACGCAAUGGUUGUAGGCACUGAAGAGGCAGAGGAUGGUUCGGCCUGCGUCCGCGUACUCUACCUGUACCCUACCCACAAAUCCCUGAAGCCCUGCCCGUUCUUCCUGGAGGGAAAAUGCCGCUUCAAGGAGAACUGCAGGUUUUCCCAUGGGCAGGUGGUCUCUGUGGAUGAGUUGCGUCCUUUCCAGGAUCCAGACUUGAGCUUACUGCAGACUGGCUCUGCAUGUCUGGCCAAGCACCAGGAUGGCCUUUGGCACCCAGCACGGAUCACUGAUGUGGACAAUGGCUACUAUACUGUUAAGUUUGACUCACUGCUGCUGAAGGAGGCUGUGGUAGAGGGGGACAGUAUCCUGCCUCCCCUGCGCACCGAGGCUACAGAGUCAUCUGACUCAGACAGUGGUGAUGCAGCUGACUCCAGCUAUGCCAGAGUGGUGGAACCAAACGCCGAGAACACUGGGACCUGCAGUUCUGCCUUCGCUGGUUGGGAGGUGCACACACGGGGCAUUGGCUCCAAACUCCUCCUCAAGAUGGGCUAUGAGUUUGGCAAGGGUCUGGGGCGGCAUGCAGAGGGCCGAGUGGAGCCCAUCCAUGCCGUAGUGUUGCCUAGAGGGAAAUCACUGGACCAGUGCACAGAGAUACUACAGAAGAAGGCAAAGGGAGGCCAGGCUGGGACCAAUAGGCCUCCAAGAUGUCGGAGGAGUGGUGGUAGACCCGAGGGCCGCCCACCCCCUCGGAAUGUGUUUGACUUUCUCAAUGAAAAACUGCAAAGCCAGGCAUCUGGGACUCCAGAUGCUGGGGUGGACACUCCAGGGAAAAGGAACAAGGACAUGUAUCAUGCCAGCAAAAGUGCCAAACAGGCUCUGAGUCUGCAGCUCUUCCAGACUGAGGAGAAGAUUGAGCGGACCCAACGGGACAUCCGGGGCAUCCAGGAGGCCCUAACCCGGAAUGCUGGCCGGCACAGCAUGGCAACAGCCCAUCUUCAGGAGAAGCUGGAGGGAGCCCAGCGGAAGCUGGGUCAGCUGCGUGCUCAGGAAGCUGGCCUACAGAGGGAGCAGCGGAAGGCAGACACCCACAGGAAGAUGACGGAGUUCUAGCAGCCCUGCCUGUGUUGUGGACAGAGCCCUGGAACCAACUCCAAACUGCCUUGGCACAGAGACAGCUGUCACCCUGACACCUAAACAGCACAUGGAAGAGGGGCCAGCCCAUUCCUAGGCUGUCCCUUAUUGAGCCUUGUCAGCCUAAAGUGUAUGAGUGCUACUGAGCACGCAUGGGGCGUCAGGGUUGGUGUUUGAACGCUUUCUUGCCCAUCUACUGGUGUCUUGGGUUAUCUCCUUAGAGAGGACAUUAAAAUGGUUUCAUCAUUUCUCUCA
Phodopus roborovskii (desert hamster) is the source of this 2093-nucleotide messenger RNA. It is a transcript of the gene Zgpat, whose product is annotated as zinc finger CCCH-type and G-patch domain containing. Gene Ontology annotation, molecular function: DNA-binding transcription factor activity, RNA polymerase II-specific; metal ion binding; RNA polymerase II cis-regulatory region sequence-specific DNA binding. Gene Ontology annotation, cellular component: nucleus. Gene Ontology annotation, biological process: regulation of transcription by RNA polymerase II; negative regulation of DNA-templated transcription. The record is from RefSeq and is a predicted model, not a curated record. NCBI's taxonomy places the organism in Eukaryota, Metazoa, Chordata, Mammalia, Rodentia, Cricetidae. Bases 282 to 1817 code for a protein of 511 amino acids. The transcript has 6 exons.